GCAGUCCUCUCUCCCACGCAAGGUAUCCUUGCGGGGCAUUUUAAAAGUAGCUAUCAGAAGAAAAGUUUUUUAUAACAUAUAACACCCGCAAGGAUAUUUUGAAAUUGUUAACAUUUUUAAGCAUAUGUCCACAUUGCAGUUAGAGGUUUUAAUCUGUUAAAGACGAAAUUGGUGACGAAGUGAUUGAUUGCAAAAGAAAAGAUUGCUGAAUCAAAACAGAGCACAACUCAGGAUUGGCCUAUUUGAAGACUUCGAGCUUGCAAUGGAUCCAAUAGCAUUAAGUUGGGAACUAUUGUCGGGUUUUUCAGUAGGUGGGAAACCACUCCUGGAAUUACUAGGUGUAAUCGACAGCGAAUUAACCAUAUUAAAAGCAAUGUGUAGAAAAGAUCUCCAAAGCAGCAUCAGUCAUUUCAGGAGAGGUGUAGAAAAACUAAAUCUCCCAAAGUCAAUUGAAAACAAAGAAUAUGAGUCGCUACCAUCAAAGACACUACAGUCGGCUAAAGAGUCGUUUAUCGAGGCGGACAGAGAAGCAAACAAGGCAUUUCACAACAAAUCAUUAAAAAUUGAAGAAAAAAUAACUGCGUGCAUGAUUUGCAUCGCAAGUUCUAUUCUUCGACAUUUUAAUGAUAGUGAGGCAGCAGAAAAGGAUGCUAUGGUAUACUUGAAAAACUUGAAUUCGUUGCACGAGAUAGGAAAGCUUUUUUCUUUUCCACAAUUAACCUUUAACAAAAUCCAGAGGGACAAAAACAUUGAAAAUGUACUGAUGGUGAAUUUAUUACUAGCCAAUUUCAUUUCAAAAAACACAUUUAUAAAACGAGCUGUUCUUGACUGGCCAUUAAUUGAAUCAGGUGUGCACAAGUUUCAUCCUUUGUAUUUUAAAGAUAUUGAAGGAAUCAUGAGUUCUUCCACACCUUGGUACGAAUCUCAUUUUUGUAAAGAUGAAGCUCACCUAUUUGUCGACAAAGAAAUCACAAUAACCAACGAAGGAGAAGUGCUGAUUUUUUCUGGAAAAAAUCUCCAAAAAGUCGACAGCGAAACAGGAAAGCUUCAACCGUGGUGUAAAGGAAGUUGUGAGAUUGAUGAUUGGCAAGUUAGAUGUAUGACAGUUGAUAACAAUGGCGUGGUAUAUGUUCUUUCUGGUUAUGGAAAUAAGAACACUUGGAACUAUCAAUUGACAGUUUUUUCAGAAGAUGGCGCUAUCCAACAAUCUACUUUGAAGUUUCUAGACAAUAUAGAGGCACGAAACUUGUUUAUGGCCGUCACAAAUGAUGAAGUAGUUGCUAUUGCAUUUGUUGAAGGUGACCAACCUAACAUCAACCUAUGUGUAUGCUACAAAACUGGUUUUCUCUUUCUCGAACCUUGUAGGAUUAUAGGCAUUAAUAAUCCACUUGUUGACGAGUUGAAAUCUUUGUGUUUUUCUGCUGAUAGGCAAAUAGCCAUGAUAACCUAUCGACAUCCCCGUGAAUAUUACAGAAUCCUUUUCUACAACAUGGAAGCAAAUUUAUCAGAUUGCAUGAAAUUCAAACCGUCCCUUGAUGAGAUCAAAGAAUAUGAUCAAUUAUUUACACACCACUCUCCAAGUGUAUCACAGGUUAUUUCUUUAACAAGGAUGCUUCAAAGUUAUUGAUCGAGACUUUUUCAACUGAAACCAAAAAACUACAGUCGUCGCUCGUAUUGAUGAAAGCAGGAUAUGAUUUGGGAUUGUUUAAUGGCUCAUUUCGUAUUGUUUAUCAUGGUAACGGAGGAGUGGCUUUGGUUACAAAAGAGUGCAUAGUUCAUUUAACAAAAAAUUUAGAAGAAAACCCCAGUCAAAACCGAGUGUUUAAGGAUAGGAAUGAGCCUGGCCUUUCAGAAGCAACAAAAAAGCCUGAUACCAACCAUAACGUUCGUGCCUACAGCGUUAAAGUAAGAAAAAAAAGUGAACGAAAAAACGACGACAGCUCGGAACAAAAACUUGAAAAGAGUUUCAGUCAAGGAAGUUAUUUUAAGACGCUUAAAGAGUUGGAAAAAAGUUGAUAUGGCGGAGUUGUACUCCAGUAUCUAAUGCUAUUACUCAAUUCAAACAAACAAAAAGCAAAGAAUUCAUUGAGUCGCACGUAAAAAUACGUUAUUAUCGCACACACUCUAACUUUAUUGCUUCAAAGCAAUAUUGCAUGGCAAUUCGAGGUCGCAAAAAUAUCAAGAUGAUAAAAUUUUUAGACAAAAUUUUACCACUAGCACUGUCAACUUUCAUACACAUCACGAUACUUCAACAUAUAUAUUUUGAUCAAUGUUUAUUGUGGGCACUAGAACUCCUAAUGUCUUAUAUGAAAUUAUAAUAACAGCAUGCGCACAUGUCAAAUAGCAACAAUGUCAAAAAAUUUAUACGUUGCUUAAUUGCUUCCAAGCUUUUAAUGAGUAUAGAUACAUUGGUAGUUACAGAAUACAAAAAAACUGCAGAAA
Messenger RNA from Xenia sp. Carnegie-2017, 2442 nucleotides. RefSeq lists its product as uncharacterized. The transcript is spliced from 2 exons. Bases 263 to 1627 code for a protein of 454 amino acids. Lineage: Eukaryota; Metazoa; Cnidaria; Anthozoa; Malacalcyonacea; Xeniidae. The record is from RefSeq and is a predicted model, not a curated record.